GCCAUUGCAUUGUUCGCUCUCGUUGCUGGCUCAUACGCCAUCGACCCACUCGCCCUUAAAACACUCGUGUUCGGUCCCCACCAUGCUAGCUCUGACGCCACCGCUCAAGUCUUGCGCAACGAUGCCGUCGUCAACCCAGACUCAUUCAACUACGCUUAUCAAACCUCAAACGGAAUUGCCACCAAGGAACAAGGUCAAUUGAAACAAAUCGGUUCAGAAGCAGGCAUUGCUGUUAAAGGUGAUUACGCUUACACCUCCCCAGAAGGCGAGAAGGUCCAAUUGAGCUACAUUGCUGACGAAAACGGUUUCCAACCCACCGGAUCACAUUUGCCAGUCGCCCCAGCUAUCCCAGCCCGAAUCGCUCGUGCUUUUGAAUACCUCCAACAUGCCGCUCCACAACCUCAGAUUUUUAGAU
Molecule: messenger RNA, 415 nt
Organism: Sitodiplosis mosellana (orange wheat blossom midge)
Lineage: Eukaryota; Metazoa; Arthropoda; Insecta; Diptera; Cecidomyiidae
Product: cuticle protein CP14.6-like
Exons: 1
Cellular component (GO): chitin-based extracellular matrix
Molecular function (GO): structural constituent of chitin-based larval cuticle
Source: RefSeq, a predicted model, not a curated record